Molecule: messenger RNA, 1077 nt
Organism: Penaeus indicus
Lineage: Eukaryota; Metazoa; Arthropoda; Malacostraca; Decapoda; Penaeidae
Product: basic proline-rich protein-like
Exons: 5
Coding region: 1-1077 (358 amino acids)
Source: RefSeq, a predicted model, not a curated record
AUGUAUAAGGUUAACACAGUGCAAACUCCACAUGGUGGGAGUCUGCCGCCAAGUCCUCCAGGUCCUCCUCCAGGUCCACCUCCGGGUUCGCCUCCAGGCCCUCCUCCAGGUCUUUCAGGUCUGCCUCCAGGUCCUCUAGGUCUUUCAGGUCGUCCUCCAGAUCCGCCUCCAGGUCUUCCUCCAGGUCCUCCAGAUCCUCCAGGUCCGCCGUCAAGUCCGCCUCCAGGUCUUCCUCCAGGUCCUCCUCCAGGUCCCCCUCCAGGUCCCCCUCCAGCCAGCGGGCCCCCUCGCGCACUUGGGCCGCAGAGCCGCCGUGAGGAUCCCCGACCCUCCGGCAGAGCAGCCGAAGGACGGCCCCGCCUCGGCCGACGGACAACGUCGCCCUCGGACGUUGUCGACGAGCAGGGCCUCGGCCUCGGUGGCCCUCCGAGCGAGAGGCGGAAGGAGCGCCGAUGCCUCUCGAUGUCGCGGGAGUCGUUUCUCUGGAAAACGGAUCGUCUUCCUCCAGGUCUUUCAGGUCCUCAUCGAUGUCCUACUCCAGGUCUGCCGCCAAGUCCUCCAGGUCCUCCUCCAGGUCCACCUCCGGGUUCGCCUCCAGGCCUUUCAGGUCUCCCUCCAGGUCCUCUAGGUCUUUCAGGUCGUCCUCCACGUCCGCCUCCAGGUAUUCCUCUAGGUCCUACUCCAGGUCCUCCUCCAGGUCUGCCGCCAAGUCCUCCAGGUCCGCCGUCAGGUCCUCUUCCAGGUCCGCCGUCAAGUCCGCCUCCAGGUCUUCCUCCAGGUCCCCCUCCAGGUUCCCCUCCAGGUCCCCCUCCAGGUCCCCCUCCAGCCAGCGGGCCCCCUCGCCCCCCUCGCGCACUUGGGCCGAAGAGCCGCCGUGAGGAUCCCCGACCCUCCGGCAGAGCAGACGAGAGCAGCCGAAGGACGGCCCCGCCUCGGCCGACGGACAACGUCGCCCUCGGACGCCGUCGACUUGCAGGGCCUCGGCCUCGGUGGCCCUCCGAGCGAGAGGCGGAAGGAGCGCCGAUGCCUCUCGAUGUCGCGGGAGUCGUUUCUCUGAAAAAUGGAUCGCGAGGUUAA